AUUUUAAUCUUCCAGUUUGCAGUCAGCCUCCUAAUUAGUGUGGAUUUAAUACAUUUUUAAAAAUUUAUUUAUGUUUUGGUUUUGGCUAGUAAUUUGUAGUCUGAGUGGAGUCAUAUGUGAACAUUUCCUAGCUCAGGCUCUCUAUAAAUUUUUACCACCUGGUGCAGUGGGGAGAAAAGGUUCAGCUGGAGAUCCUGGUAAAAACAACUGGAGCUGCAUGUAAGAGUGGUGUUUGGCUAGGAUCUAUGUAAAUAUAUUGCUGGAAGUAUGAGGACUUGGAGACAGCCACUUUGCUGUGAGCUUCACUUGAAACCUCCAGAAAUGAAACCUAAGUGCUUUCCAUGAAGGAUAAAACCAGUCAUCUCUUCUGAGCCACCAGAGAUAAUGGAAGUGAAAGAAGUGAAGGAGUUAAAGAGCUGAAGGCUUUGUCACAUGCUCUCGGUUGGGGCAAUGUCCACUUUUACCCUGCUGGGGUUCUCAAGCCAGUCUUUGCUGUGAUGGUCCUCUGAGCAAUGCCUACCUGGGACAAGGCUGAAGAAUGAGAUCAGUGGCUCAAUAAGUGGUUGCCUUUGAUCCUGCCUGAGAAGUAAAUGAAAGAAAGGAGGAUAAAAAAAAAAAAAAAAAAAAAGGAAAGAAAAUCCCUGCCGAUCUGACUCAGCAUAUUUCACACUGUUAAGCUUUGAACUGUAAACACAGCAUUUGUACCUUUUGUAUACUCCACGUUCCCAGCCAGGACGCACCUUGGUACCACUUUUCAGCCCAGCAGCCUGCAGUAAGUCACCCCUUGAGCACUGCGAGUGAAAAAGCCACCUCGGGAGGUGAGGAGGAAGCCUGGAGGAUGAAGAGUGAGACACAGGGGGAGAGCAAGCACAUGGGAGAGCUCAAGAGGGGACAAGUCAUCCUUGUCACCUACCUGAUAGCAACCAUAGAGCUGACCUUCGUGUUCAUGCAGCUUGGAGUCAUGCCUUACUUGGCAAAGAGCCUGGGUUUGGAUUCGGUGGGGUUUGGCUACCUCCAGACAACCUUUGGUGUCCUCCAGCUCGUGGGAGGUCCCAUUUUCGGAAGGUUUGCAGAUCAGUUUGGUACCCGAGCUGCCUUAAUUCUCUCCUGUGCCUCUGGAAGUGUCUUCUUCCUGCUCCUGUCCAUCUCCACCAGCAUUCCCAUGCUCUUCCUCUCGAGGCUGCCAGCUGUGUUCAUGCAUGGGCUACCAGGUGCUCAGAAGGUUAUUACAGACCUGACAGCUCCUUCCCAGCGUGCUGAUGCUCUGGGGAAGCUGGGUCUUUGCUUCGGAAUAGGAAUCAUCAUCGGCUCUGCCCUAGGAGGGAUCCUCUCCACCAAAUUCGGCAUUUUUACUCCUAUAUAUGUCGGGCUGGUGGGAAGUCUCAUCAACACCAUGAUAGCAAUGGUUUGGAUCCCUUCACCAGCUAAAUCAAAGUCAGAACAUGGUGAGGCAGAGCACAGCACAUCACAGUCUGGCAGCGUGUUCAGCAUCAGAGAAAUCCUACGCCUGAUGAAGUUUCCGGGAGUAAUGGAAAUUUUCUUAGUCAAGGUCUUUUCUGGAUUUCCCAUAGGUUUGUUCCUGAUUAUGUUUUCCAUCAUCUCGAUGGAUUUCUUUGGCUUGGAAGCAGUGGAGUCUGGCUACCUGAUGUCAUAUUUUGGUGUCCUUCAAAUGGCCCUGAUGAGGACCGUGUGGCAUUACUGCAUCAUUGCCUUGCCGCUGGUGUUCGCCUUCAGCAUGCUGGGCACCAUCACCGACAGCAUCCUCACCAAGGCUGUCCCCUCCUCCGACACCGGUACCAUGCUGGGGAUCUGCGCGUCGGUCCAGCCCCUGACACGGACGGUGGGCCCAACCAUCGGCGGUGUGUUGUACAAACGAUUUGGAGUCCACUCCUUCGGUUAUUUGCAGCUAAUUGUCAAUAUUGUGUUGUUUGUUUACCUCUUAAAGAGUAAAAUCCCUCUGAGAGAGCAGAAAGCCCACUGAUUCAGAUACACCAAAGCUUCCCCCUUACUUUUCCCAUAGCAAUAAAGAAGACAGUGGCAUUGUGCUUUCUUUUUGAGGCCACAAAUGUGGAAUAAAGCACUUUCAACAGCU
Anas platyrhynchos (mallard) is the source of this 2092-nucleotide messenger RNA. The record is from RefSeq and is a predicted model, not a curated record. Lineage: Eukaryota; Metazoa; Chordata; Aves; Anseriformes; Anatidae.